This is a messenger RNA of Anthonomus grandis grandis, 711 nucleotides long. It is a transcript of the gene Ssb-c31a, whose product is annotated as RNA polymerase II transcriptional coactivator. The transcript has 3 exons. Gene Ontology annotation, molecular function: transcription coactivator activity; DNA binding. Gene Ontology annotation, cellular component: nucleus; transcription regulator complex. The record is from RefSeq and is a predicted model, not a curated record. Gene Ontology annotation, biological process: positive regulation of transcription initiation by RNA polymerase II. The coding region runs from base 227 to 541 and encodes 104 amino acids. NCBI's taxonomy places the organism in Eukaryota, Metazoa, Arthropoda, Insecta, Coleoptera, Curculionidae.
ACCGGUAGCAGAUUAUCGUGACUGGUAACCGGUAGUAGAAUCGGUUGCUGGUUGCUGGUCAGGUCAGUGGUUCUACUGGUUUAUUGGAUUCCCAAGUUCAGGGUAUAAGAAACCGUUUCAAAUUAAAUAAUUAGAUCUUCGGGACAGACACCACAUUGCGCUUACCGCCAUUAGUGCAAUAGUUCCAGAUCCAGCUAAAUACCUCUAUUGUUAAAAAACAGAAAACAUGCCUAAGAAGUCAAAGAAGCAAGACACCUCUGACUCAGACUCUGGUCCAGAAGAUAGAGAACCAGUGAAGAAAAAAGUGAAAUCUGAUGACAGUUUCCGUACUGAAGACAAAGAACCUACGUGGGACUUGGGCAAAAACAGAUUCGUCAAGCUCUCAGAGUUUAAAGGCAAAGUCUACAUCAAUAUUAGGGAGUUUUAUAAUGCCGAUGGUGAUCUUCGCCCUGGCAAGAAAGGCAUUAUGCUUACCACUGAGCAGUGGCAGAGAUUCAAGGCAUCAGUUAAUGAAAUUGAUGAAGAGCUAAAGAAGUUGUAACUAACUAGUUUCUCUUUACUUAUGUAUUUAAAACAUUUUGUUAUUUUGCUAUAAGGUUAACAGUAUGUGUGUGUGAAUUUGUGCUGGGGUUUGGACAUUUUGUGUGUCUUCGAAGUCGUUUUUUUUUAAUUAUUCUUGAACUACCAGAAAAAUAAAAUUACUUAAAUUAA